This is a messenger RNA of Callorhinchus milii (elephant shark), 1195 nucleotides long. It is a transcript of the gene insig1, whose product is annotated as insulin induced gene 1. The record is from RefSeq and is marked provisional. Gene Ontology annotation, cellular component: SREBP-SCAP-Insig complex; endoplasmic reticulum. Gene Ontology annotation, biological process: SREBP signaling pathway; SREBP-SCAP complex retention in endoplasmic reticulum; cellular response to insulin stimulus. NCBI's taxonomy places the organism in Eukaryota, Metazoa, Chordata, Chondrichthyes, Chimaeriformes, Callorhinchidae.
CAAGGCCCGGAGUUGUGCUGACAGCUGCCCAACUAACCGUGUAAGUACCGGGAAUUCCGAGAGUACCCCAAAUGCCCAGGAUCGAAGAGGCUUGUUGGACGUGCAGUUGCACAAGAGCUCGCACAUCCAAAACCACCUCCGGCACUCUGCUCGUGGCCAAAGUCCACGAGAUGAUGACCAUCGUUACCUCCAUCUUGGGCAGCGCCUACUGCUCUCUGCUUAGCAGCCAAACCUUGAACAUGUUCCGUCGAGGCUUCGUCCUCUUCACCGUGGGUGUCUUCCUCGCACUGGUGCUCAACCUGCUCCAGAUCCAAAGGCACGUGACCCUUUUCCCCGAGGAGGUUAUCGCCACCAUCUUCUCCUCCGCCUGGUGGGUGCCUCCUUGCUGCGGCACAGCUGCAGCUGUGGUGGGUUUGCUGUAUCCCUGCAUCGACAGCCACCUCGGGGAGCCGCACAAGUUCAAAAGAGAAUGGGCGAGCGUGAUGCGCUGUGUGGCGGUGUUUGUUGGAAUCAAUCAUGCCAGUGCUAAAUUAGACUUUGCGAAUAACAUGCAACUGUCGCUGACUCUGGCCGCUCUCUCCCUCGGCCUCUGGUGGACGUUUGAUCGUUCCAGAAGCGGAUUUGGACUUGGAAUUACAAUAGCCUUCCUCGCCACCCUGGUCACUCAGCUCCUGGUCUAUAAUGGCGUCUACCAGUACACCUCACCGGACUUCCUGUACAUCCGUUCCUGGCUGCCCUGUAUAUUUUUCUCUGGAGGAGUGACUGUAGGAAACAUAGGAAGGCAACUAGCCAUGGGAGUUAGUGAAAUAACCCACAAGGACUGCCAUGACAAGGUACAUAUGGAUUGAUGGAGUGAGUUGUUUUCAGAGAGAGAGAGAGGAAACUGUCUGGUGCCAACCAAGAUGCUGUAAGAAGACGGUAUCUACACAAGGACUUUCAGUAGAAGUUGCUAUAAGCCGCUAGAUAUGCAUGAUAUUCAUAAAAGGGAAAAUUUGCAAUCUGUGAUUGCCUUUGUAAAAUUGUCUUAUUUCUCAGCAUCGAUGUUUCUUUUUGUAAACUGUAAAUAGCCGGUCGGUGUACGUAAUAAUAAGUCUACAUCAUUUAAUCUUUGUAUGAAAUGUAAUGCCAUUACCCUGAUGCUGUAGUAGACCUAAAUAGCAAGCAUUAGGUCUUGUUGAUAAAGUGCAAUGUAUUC